CUGCCCAGCCGCCCUGACAUGCGGAGAAUGCGGCUCGGUCGCCCUGCAGCCAGUGACGGCGCUUUGUGCCCAGCGCUGCUGUUGCUUCGGCUUUCCGCGCGCGCCAGGCAUGUGGCCGCGGUUGCCGGGCUCGCAGGUGCGGCGGGGCAGAGCAAGCCAGCCUCUUGUGACAUGGCCAGUGGUACAGCCUCGCCGGAGGGGGAGGCCGCACUGUCGGGCCGUGUGAGAUCAGGUGUCUCCAGCAGGUUCUUCGCUGAAGGCACCCCUCUCGGAGGAGGCGGGGUCAGAUUAGUGACUGGGAUGGACAGGAGGGCAGCCCAGUCUUCCGGAGCGCGAGAAGGAAGAGGCGCUCUUAGGCGACAGCCCUAACGCCUCGCCAGUGGAUUUGUCUUCGCCGCUGGUUCCGAAGAGUGCGCUGACUUCUAAGUGGGCCAGCGGCAGGAGCAGUGAAUUUGGGAGCCCGAGGCGGAGGAAGGAUGGCCGGAGACGGCAGCAACGCCAAGUGGAUGGGCUCCUUGCCGCCUGCUCUCCGCGCUCUACCCCUUGCCAAUCUGGCGAUCCCAGGAUCACAUGACUCCUUCAGCUACUGGGUUGAUGACAAAUCCCCCGUGGGGCCAGAUCAAGCCACAGCUAUCAAACGGUUGGCUAAAAUUUCUUUAGUAAAAAAACUAAUGAAGAAGUGGUCAGUGACACAAAAUCUGACAUUCAAGGAGCAACUUGAAAGUGGAAUACGCUACUUUGACCUUCGUGUAUCUUCCAAACCAGGCGAAGCUGGACAGGAGAUUUAUUUCAUACAUGGCUUGUUUGGAAUCAGAGUGUCUGACGGGCUGAUGGAGAUAAACACCUUCCUAACACAUCACCCCACAGAAGUGGUCUUCCUGGACUUCAACCAUUUCUAUGCUAUGGAUAAGAACCAUCAUGUGUACCUGAUUGGCAGGAUCAAAGAAGUAUUUGGAUCAAGGCUUUGUACAAAGGAGUGUGUAGAAAAUGUGACAUUGAACUACCUCUGGGAAAAGAAACAGCAGGUUCUUAUCUUCUACCAUCAUCCUAUCUACGAAGAAAACCCCAUUCUGUGGCCAGGGAAUAAAAUGCCAGCACCAUGGGCAAACACAACCAGUGUGCAUAAACUGUUACAGUUCUUAGAGACCACACUCGGAGAGCGAGCAAAACAUGGAACUUUUCACGUUUCACAAGCUAUUCUCACUCCAAGGGUCAAAACUAUUGCACGGCACCUCAUCCGGGGCCUGAAAAACACACUUGUUCACAGGAAUCUCCCUUUGAUAUUGAACUGGGUGAAGUCACAGAAACCAGGCAUCAUGGGUGUUAACAUAAUUACAUCAGACUUUGUGGAGUUGGUUGACUUUGCAGCUUCCGUAAUUGCAUUAAAUGAUCUCUUGUUAGAAGAGGGAAAGAGCUCUACAUAAAUCCUGAUUCUUUUUUUUAAACUUUCUGUCACUUACAGAAUUUAUUUUGCCUGUAUUUAAUAUGGUCCAGUAAUGCGGAUAAUUUUUUUUCAAGAUGUCUCACCAUGUUGCUGUUUUGCAAAGGAUCAAGAAAACAGGCACCAAACUGCACACGCUGAUGGUCUGCACCGUUCUGAACAACAUACAGUGGGUUUUUCUGUGCAACUUCUCUGCUUGUGUUUACUAAAAUACAGGGUAUGCUGAAGGCCAGCCAACUUGGAGUCUGGAUAUUUGCACACAUGCAAAUAAUUAGCAGAGGCCUCUCUUUGGAUUUGUUUACUAUGCGAAUCCUGCCUAUUGUGAAGUCUAGGAUCCAGUUCAAAAGAUAAUUAUUGAUCUCUAUGCACAGUAUUACUGGGCUGGCUACAUCCGUCAGACCUGUGCACUGCACUCUUCCCUCCAGUGAACUGUAUUAUUCUACCUCAGUCACUUUUUAGAAACAAAAAAACAGCAAGUCUAAUGUUCAGUAUGACUUCUAGGCAUAUUGCUUGUGACCUUUUAGAAUUCACUGUGAAAUUAUGUUUUCAAAAAUCUCCCCAGCCUUUUUAUGCUACUCAAAUUGUAAUUUUUUUUAAUGGGAGGUGAUAGGUUCCAAAGGAUAGCUAUUUUAAAUACAAAAGUGUAUCCUUUGUAGAAAUUGUGUUAAUUAUUGAAACAACUAUGCUGAGACGUGGGAAGUUAUGUUGUAAUUCUCUAUUCUAAGACUAUGUUUUUCCCAAGGUAUUUAAAAUAUUUUCUGAAAUGAUUCAUUAAUGUGAAAAAUUAUGUUUGUGUAUUUUGUUGGAAAGAUCAAUGGUAGCCAUUUUCAUAUUUAUUUAAUUUAUUUAACUCCCAUCUUUCUCCCCAAUGGGGACAUCAUUUUCAUCUUCUCCAUUUUAUCCUCACAGCAAUACUGUGAAGUAGGUUGGGUUGAGAGUGUGUGACUGGCCCCACAUCAACAAGCAAGCUCUCAUGGCAUGAGUAGGGAUUUAAGCCCCAUGAGAGAAUUGCUGUUUACCACGAGAAAAUGAUUGAUUAAACCAGGCAUUCCUGUAUGAUUUUCACUUGUUUACUUGCAAUCAGUCUUCCCUGCAAGGUAGGCAGAUUCCGCAUGGGGCAAAAACAGCAGUGUGAAAAUGGUGUGAAAACCCUUUUACACUAUUUUAAACCCUUUUAAACUGUUUUCACACCAUUCUCACACCGCUGUUUUUGGCCCAUGCGGAAUCUGCUGUAGUGUUGCUCUGUCUGCAUCAAGCUCAAGCUGUGUUUGAUUUGAAAGACAUGGAAAGGAUGGAAUUGUUCAUAAGCUCCCAGAUGCAUGAAUUUUACCCACCCUCUGAAGAGUCUGUCUGUUGUGGCAUCAUAUGAGUUACCACUCUAUGCUUAUAGCAUUCCAGUCAGAAGGCAAUCCCAGAUCAAAUCAAAAUGUGGAAGAUGACAUUUCAUGUGUCAUCUUUACUACUGCACACUACAAACUAUGCUAAAAGUAAAUCUUUUGGCAUGGAAGUGCAGUGUGCCUCCAAUAUUAUUCAGGGUGUAUUAUUCUUUGCUGUGUAAUAUUAUUUUACAGCUACAUCCAUGGCUUUCAUCUAUAGGGAGGCAUGUUUAAUAAGUUAUUUGUUUCCCAGAUGCCCCAUUUGGAUCAGGACAGUGGUGUGCAAGAAGUGCCUUCCCUGCAGUGCCAUUUUCCCAAUAUGACAUGGUGCCUGGCACCUGUUAUUUCCUUUUGUGGGGAAACUUAACAUUUAGCCAAUUGGUUCAUGCUAAGUUCCUCCAGUGGAACAGUAGUAGCUCCCCAGGGCUGUUGUAGAUCAGGAAAAUAAUGCUGUGAGGGAGGCUUAACAUCGCUCUGUGGUCCUGCAUUCAAGUGAGACCUCCAUGUACUUGGGAAACAAACAGAGGGCUGCAUGUUCUAUAGAUUGCUGGUGAAAUCAGUCACCCCAUUUAAAUCCCAAUUUUGCCACCAGUGAUUUGAUGGCCCAAUUUAGCAUAGUAGAUCAUUUUAGCUUUAGUUUUCUUAGGCCCCUUCCGCACACGCAAAAUAAUGCGUUUUCAAACCACUUUCACAACUGUUUGCAAGUGGAUUUUGCUAUUCCGCACAGCUUCAAAGAGCACUGAAAGCAGUUUGAAAGUGUAUUAUUCUGCAUGUGCGGAAUGAGCCUUACAGAUUUGUAAAAACGGUAUAUACUUUUUAUUCAGGAAACAUACAUUUAUUGUACUUUAUUUUUGGAAAUUCUUUACUUGACAUGGGAGGAAGCAUAGUGACAAAAAGAGGGAAAACUGUGCCCGGGUCAUGAACUGCCUGCGUGCCCCCUCCCGCCCCACCACACCCCAACAUGUCUCCAACAUGUGACUGCAGUGGCGGAGCCUGGGGCAAGCUGCCCCAGAUGUCCCCAUUGCACCUCCACCUCUGGGGAAGGGGUUUCAGUGGUAAAGUAUCAUCUGUGCACACAGAAAGUCCUGAAACCCUGGAGACCCUCUGUCAGAGUAAGUACUGACUUUGAUAGACCAGUCAUCUGACUCAGUAUAAGGCAGCUUUAUGCGAGAUUGAUAAUUUCCAGUGAAUCUGUUUUUCUUUCUGUGCAUACCCCAGAUUCCAGAUUGUGAAUUGAUGGUUUAUUUAUUUAUUUAUUUCUCCAUUUAUUUAUUUAUUUAUCAAAAUAUUUAUACCCCAUGUUUCUUCGCAUUGGGGACCUAAUGUAUUUUACAUUGGGGAGUGGGGACCUAAUGCAUUUGAUUACCCCUCCUCUGUUUCAUCUUUACAACAACCUUGUGAAUUUGGUUAGACUUAGAGAGUGUGAUGGGGCAAGGUCAUCAACAGCUUCCAUAGAAGAAUGAAACCGGUCUCCCAGAUCAUAGUUCAACACUCGAACCAUUUGUUUCUUAAGCCCAUUCUUAAUGUUAUAAACCAUUUCAGCCAGUAUGAAAGAACUUGAAGUGGCAAUGUUUGGAUGACUAUUGAAGGACUAGUUUACAGAGGUCUCUGUAGACCUGAGAAUUAGUUAUUCUAGGAGCCUUCCUCAAGAUAGAAUCACUGGGCUUAAAUAGAUAAUGUUUGAAGUGUUUUCUGCUCAUCAGUUGGGGAUGAAAACAGUUUUAUUAUUAUGAGUUUUCUAAAUGGGUUGUAUUUAUUUGAAUAAAAUAGCAUAUGGGGCAAAACAUGGGUUUCUGCUUUUUUCCCCCUCCCACUGUAAUAAACAAUGAGCAUUUAUUUUCACUUAUUCUCAUUGCUUUGUUGAGCAUGUGUGUACACAGUGCCAUCAAGUUACAGCCGACAUAUUGAAAUUUAAAGGCAAGUAAUUAAGUAGGAUGGUUUACCAUUGCAGAUUUCCUUGCUGGUCUCCCAUCUAAGCACCAAUCCUGCUUAGCUUCUGAGAUCUAACAAGAUUGGGCUACACCCAGUGGUGGGAUUCAGCAGGUUUGGACUACUUCAACAGAACCUGUUGUUAAAAUGGUGCUUAUAAACAACCAUUUGUUAAAUUAUUUGAAUCCCACCACCAGAACCAGUUAAAUUAUUUGAAUCCCACCACUGACUAUACCAUGUGGCAUUCCCUCCCACUAUUGUUGAGCAUACAACGUAGCAAUUUUCUUAAAGUAUUUGGUGCAAUGUAUAGGAACAUUGCUAUGACACUGAAGUGUUAACUCAUGAUUUUGAAGUGCUUGUGAGGGGACAUUGUCAUUACACAAGAUAAAAAUAAUUGAUGGUCUCAACAUGUGCUUAAACUUGAAGGUCUGUUCCUUGUUAACCCUCAUUGUUUUCUUGGUGGGGGAACUAUUGCUGUAAAUUUUAGAAUGGCAGGCAGUUUGUACAUUUACACAAAUGGCUCCUCCUUCUUUGGUCAUCUUAGAUACUUGCUGCAACCUCUGACUUUGACUAUUUUAUAGAGUUUAUUAUUAUUAACAUUAUUAGAAUCCACUUGAGCUACAUGUGUGGUUGUGGGGAAUCACUUGGACUUGCAUACCAUGUACAACUGGGUGGAUAAUGAAUUACUUUUCACAUGGUUUAUGGCAGGUUUAGGAUGUGGUCUUGUGUUGGGAACAAGGAGGAAUUUCAGAAGCAAAGGUGUCAAGGAUGCUGUGCACCCUCAACAAUGCCAAUUAUAUCAAACUGAUUUCAGUUUUUUUUCAAAUGUAGGGCUGGGGUCUUCCAUGUGCAAUUUGACAGCAAGGAAGGAUAAGUCUUUUAGUAAAAAGGGACUGGAUAUUUUUGAACUAUUUCCUUAUUGUUUUGUUAACUUGUAGGCUGCUAUAUAUCUCCUUAUUCUGGAAUUUGUUAUUUGAAAUAUUUUUAACAAGCUGAAUAUUAUUCAGCAACUAUCAAAGUAGGCAUAGCUGUUGCCCAAAUUUAGGCACUGCCAUCACCAGCAGUACACAAUAAUGGUGGUGUUUUGAGUUAGUUGUAUUCAUGCUAAUGAAAAUAGCUCACAGUUAUGGUUUUGCUUGGCAAACUAGGAACCUAAUCUAUAAUUAAGCAGGAAAAUCAUUUGAGUUUUAUUGGGUCACUUGUGGUCCGUUAGCAGCCUACUCUUAGUAUUGUUGAUUUUGUUUGCAAUUUAAAAUUAUACAUGCAUUCA
Molecule: messenger RNA, 6016 nt
Organism: Sphaerodactylus townsendi
Lineage: Eukaryota; Metazoa; Chordata; Lepidosauria; Squamata; Sphaerodactylidae
Gene: PLCXD2
Product: phosphatidylinositol specific phospholipase C X domain containing 2
Exons: 4
Coding region: 477-1424 (315 amino acids)
Biological process (GO): lipid metabolic process
Molecular function (GO): phosphoric diester hydrolase activity
Source: RefSeq, a predicted model, not a curated record